This is a messenger RNA of Hyaena hyaena (striped hyena), 7886 nucleotides long. It is a transcript of the gene ICE1, whose product is annotated as interactor of little elongation complex ELL subunit 1. The coding region runs from base 196 to 7023 and encodes 2275 amino acids. The transcript is spliced from 19 exons. The record is from RefSeq and is a predicted model, not a curated record. Lineage: Eukaryota; Metazoa; Chordata; Mammalia; Carnivora; Hyaenidae.
UAGUGCCCGAGGCGGCUCCGGUUGGGAGAGCCCUUCGCCAGCCCCACGGGGACCUCUGUGCACGGAUGGACCCGCCCGGACCCGGCGGGAAGCGGCCUGGCAGGCGGCGGCCCCGGCGGCGUCAGCAGAGGGAGGACAGGGCCCGGGCCGCGGGUCCCUGAGGCGCGCGGGCCCACCGGGCCCGGCGUUGGCACCAUGAUGCCGGGCGAGACCCACUCGGCGGCGCCCGGGACGGCGGCGGACCUCUCGCGGUGUCAGGGCUGCGCCUCCCUGCAGCAGAAUUUAAAUGAAUACGUUGACGCAUUAAUUACCUUGAAGCAAAAAAUCAUUAAUACAGAUAAUUUAUUAACAGAAUAUCAGAAGAAAUGUGAUGAGCUGCAGUUUGCAAGAAGAGAGAACAGUACUCUGCAUCACCAAGUGGAACAGAUGCUUCAAAAAAUCUCUCCUCUGCAGAAAUGUCAGGAAGAACUGGGAUCUUUAAAAGCAGAGCUGGAGGAGAAGAAGAGCUCUCUGAAGUUGUACCAGGACACUCAUCAGGAGUACGCGCGUGUGAAAGAAGAAUGCUUGAAAACAGAUGCUCAGAAGAAGAAACUAGAAGCCAAGGUGAAGAAGCUGGAAGAGGCUGCUGUCAAGCAAACUCAGGACUUCAAGCAACUGAGGAAUGAGAAGAAGAUAUUGGAAAAGGAAUUCAGGAAGACACAGGAACGGCUUGAUGAAUUCUCUAAACAGAAAACUGAAAAGGAGUUGAGACAUAUUGGGACACAAAUUUCAAGUGAUUCUUACGGAAGCAUAGAUAAAAGAAAAGUAAAACUACUUCUGAAGGAACUCUGGCUCUGUAUAAACACAACACACAGACUACCUGGUGAAGGCAGCAGAUGUGUCCCAGAGAAACCUGCCAAAGAAACCCCCUCCGUACCCGUACCCGGAGAGUCCAGAGGCGAUGGUGCACCCCCUCCUGCGGGGGGCGGUCCCCUCAGAGCCGCCGCCGUGCAAACGUGCCUGACGGAGCUGUCCAUGGAAAUAGAGGGCGACUUCUCUGCCUGUCAGAGUGUGGGCAGAGAGGGGCCCAGCGCAGCUGCUCAUGGCCCUGGCCCUGGCCUUGACCCUGACCCUGGCCCUGGCCCUGACCCUGACCCUGACCGCGUGUCUGCCGAGGGCCCGAAUCCUGAAGUCUCCGUGCAGAGGAAUGACGGGGACAGCGCCAGCUUCUCUGAACGUGAUCGCUUUUUUGACGAAGAUCUCCAGGCCGCAGUCGACUUCUUCAAACUCCCCCCUCCUCUUUUGUCUCCGGUGCCGUCACCUCCUCUGGCACCCCCUCUGCCGUCCCUGCCACACCUGAGCACCUUACCUUCUUCACUUGCCCCCGAAACCUACUUUGGCGACUCUACCGAUUCCAGUGAUGAUGAGUCAUCCCAGCCUGGAAAGUCUGCUGCGUCUGUUUCGGAAGACGAGGCGCCUGCAUCACGUUACUUUGGCUCAUCCAGGAAAAGUGAAGGCAACAGGGAUACGUGGGAGCAGACGCUCACUUCACGUGAAGCCACCCGAGCUCUGACUAUGUUGGGAGUAAAUGAAGUGACAGCGCUUGGGUUUGGGACAGUUGCAGCAGCCCUGAGGGAGCCUUCAGUGACUCGCUCCUUCACUCACCAGGAACCCUGGGCAGUGUCCUCUGAACCCACAGGUGACGGGAAGAGAGGCAUUUUAGACGAGGCACAGAGACACAGAGAGGGUAGGGAAGUGGACAAGUCGGUGCAGACUGAGAGCACACUCGAUGGCACCCUCGGAAGCGUGCACGUGGGGAUGUCCAGCAGCCGGCACCAGGACGGGGCAGCGGCCCUCUGCACUGCUGAUGGGCGCCACCCCCCCCUCGGCAGCAGACCAUUCAGUGAGCUCGUGGAAUCCGAAGGAAAAACCCUACUGUCCGAAAUGAUAGGAUCACCCACAUCACAGUUUACUGCAUGGCCACUAACUAACGACAUCCCUCUUGAAUCACAUCACGUGUCCAUUUCUGACCACUUUCAGGGAAUGUGUGGGGUAUUGGGAAAAGACAGAGAUGUUCGAAGGUUCAUUUUAGGAGCCUCGCCUGAACCCGCAGACGACGCGGGUCAUGCGGUGGGCACCACGGGACCUGGUGUUGACGCCAGGCCUCCCUCCUCUUCUACCUCGCGAGCGUCGUCUGUCUGCAGUGACUCCCAGCCUUUCUCUGAUACACACAUUCUUGACACAGCCCCUGCCGAGCUGCAGCUCUCAGAACACAGGUUACAAGCUGAAGCCUUCUCCCUGCUAGGCCUGCAGCCUGAGCCCGCAGAGUGCCCUGCUGGAGGGAACUGUCUGGAAAAGAGCUCGUGUGCUUUGAGCCCUGAGUUGGGAACAUCAGAUUCUAAUAAUCUAAGUAGCAGUGCGGUCAAGUGCACAAACCUUGUGAAAGGCGGGCCCGGAGUCUGCUCGCUUCCACAGUCAGUAUUUAUAAAAGCUAUGAAAGAGGCGCAGUGUCAAAGUCAGGCUCCAAGAACUGAGGCCACCCUGACGAGGGCGGAUUCCACGUCGUUGGCAGAGUCUCCGUGCAGCUUGACCAAGAGUGGGUUUGGUCUCACUAAAAGCCCCUCCUGGCACCACAGUGACCUGUUAAGGAGAGGGAGUGAGGAAAGGCUGAGAGCUCAGUCAGAACACGAACAGCAGCCUGACCGCCAGUCUCAAAAGGCAGCUCCGGCCUUGGACAACAGGGGCCCGGCGUCCCAGCCUGAGGCUGCCAGAGAAAACAACCGUGUGGGGCUCGGGGCCGCCGCAGCGCUGUUGCCUAACCAGGUGUCGGUGAUCACCAAGCAGGCCAGGGCCGGCGCAGCGCAUGGCCCCAGAUCGGAGCCCCGGGGACCGCAGGGGACCGACCCCGUCUUCAUGGUGGCAUCUGUAGCGGGACGUGGCGGAGAGAGAGAGGACCCUGCCCGAAAUAUGCCGGCAGUGGCUGCUCCAGGGGGGACCUCGCCCCAAGUUUCUGCCUCAAGGAGAAAACUAGAUUUCAGUUGUCCAAGCGGUUCUUUACCUGUAGAAAGUUCUCAGUGUUCCACCAGUAGCAAACCGUCUUUCUCCUGUGAAAACAUCCCAGUACCAAAGCAGGACGUCCUGGCGGGAGCCUCAGCACAGGAAGCGGUGCAGGAGCCGGGCCUGCUCCUCCGGGCCCCGGGGCUGGGCUCGUCCCGGCCGGCCGUGGGUGGGCGCCUUCCACCCGCGCCUGCGGCGAGAAGCUUUCCUGCUGGAGAAGCGCCGUGUGGGGGCUCGGUCACAUCUGGCGGGGAGGCCCCGGCCGUCUCCCAGGACCCUGCCAGCGGGCGGCAGAGCCUGAAGGGGUCCCUGGAGCUGCCAUCGCGGGCUCCGGGCGCUACUUCUCCUGAAGACCCUGGCACCACGGGGACGGCGAGUCUCAGGAAAGACGGAGAGACGCGCGGGGGCCCCCAGGGCGGCCUGGCCGUGGCUCCGUGCUGUUACACGGGCAUCCGGGAGGCGGCAGGGGGCGACACAGAGGUGGAGGAGAGUGAGGCGCCCAGUGGCAGCGAGGGCGAGAGUGAGCCCGAGGCCCUGAUGGGGGACGCCCCGCUCGGGGCCGCCGGCGCCCCCAGGGAAGGAGUGGGAGCCCUGGAGGCCGGCGCGGCGGAGAGCAGGCCUUCCGUGGAGGUGGGGUGCCUGACGUCGGCCCUGCAGGACUUCAACAUCAGUACUCUCUCGGAGAUAGACGGCCUUUCUACGUCCGAGGUCGUUAUGUUUCUUGAGAGUUGUCAGCUGAGAGAUUAUAGCUCGGGGGACUCUGUUUCCGAGUGUUCUAGCAAAGGAACCCUGAGUAAGGAAAUGAGCAAAGAAUUGAAGCAAGGCGAGCUCUCAGGAGAAAAGUACAGGAAGCAGCUCUGUGAAGAAGAGGCGCUUGAGGCCUCGGAGGGGUGGGUCGAGUCUGACGAGGAGGUCGGGCCCCUGCGGGGCGCGCCGCGGCUCUCCCGGCGCUCCCUGGAGACGCUGUCUGAGGUCCUCAACACGAUUGGCCAGGAGCUUGAGGCCUCCCCUGGCAAAGAUGCUACGGAUUUCAUGCUCCUCAAUAUGCACGAGGCCGGGGCCGCCGGGCCUGCCGGAGAGCACAGCCCACCUCAGGAAGCCCAGUGCCUCGCGCCACACCCCUCAGGUUCGCCCCCUGCGGCCGCCACGGACGGCUCCCCCGGCAGCGGGGCCGCGGGGGACAGAAACGCUCCCGGCGGCCCUGAGGCUGACUUGCACCUCAGCAGCCUGAUUGGUGGGGGGGCAGAGGGCCUGUUGGAAGCGGCGGAGCCCUCACCCCUGCACGCCGACUCCGGAACAGGGCAGACAGCAGAGGCCGGCGCCGAAGGGGAGGCAGAAACGACAUUCCAGUGCCAGAUCUCCACAGUGACCUCCAAAGUCAUAAACGUGCUGAUCAACAAGGAUCAGAAUCUGGUCAUUGAGAAGGGGGACCACUGGACUAUCAUCAAUGGGGUAGCUCUCAUGCCAAACGUGGACCAGGUUAUACUGUGUGACUCGCCCGAGGACCUCCCUGUGUCCCCGGAGCCAGGAGCCCCGGGAGCUGGUUUCAUUUCCAUCACUGCCGUGGACGAGCCCCCAGAAACCGAGCAGCCCGGCCCCGCAUUUCUGGAGCCCCAGGGCACCAGCCCCGCAUUUCCGGAGCCCCAGGGCGCCAGCCCCGCGAGUGCCCAGGAGGAGAUCUCCGGCAGCAGUCAGAGCACCAACUUCGAUAAGAGUCGUUUGCGCAAUCGGCCGGUCAAACCUAGUGUGAGGCUCAGCUCCGAAAUCUACGACCAGAACUUUGAGUCUCAGGUGGUUGCGUCUGAUCACACGUAUUUUAACUCAAAACUAGAGCCAUUCGGGAAGAAUAAGAAUCGAUCAAAGGUGUCCAGCAAAGAUCAGUCAAACAAGCCAGCCAAGACGUCAGCAUCAAGCCGAGUUGAAGCUAAUCCGAGUGAAGGCUCCCAGUCAUUUCCAGGGGAGAGAGAGAACACAAAGACCCAGAGAAACCAAGCUCAGACCAUCCUAGCCAACGCGGACACGUCGACCCCCACAGACUCUUCUGACACCCUGAGUAAGAUACGGCAGGAGGUGGGGCCCCCUCUGCCACCCUUGCUCGCCCCUUUGGUUGCUACCCCCCCACGGACGUCCCAGCUGGUGUCUCCUCUGAUAGCUGCUUCCUCUCCCCCCUCCCCUGCCUCUCCGAUCGGCCCCCUGUCUCCCUUGUGUGAGAUCCCAGUGCCUCCCAUGAUGUCCCCUUUGCCAGAGGAGCCUGGAUGCCCCUCGCCCCCGUGCACGUCUCCAUCCCCAUCCACCGCACCAGCCGGCGAGAGGAUCCUGUCCUCCCCUCUGCAGUUCUGCGCUGCGACGCCAAAGCAUGCCCUGCCCGUGCCGGGCCGCCUGCCCCCUUUCGCUCCUGCCCACUCGGCCGUGGCCGGGCCCCAGGAGAAUUCGGUCAGAAUCCUGGACACCAUGUACCCAGAGUUGUCGGCCAGGGCCCGCACCCUUAACAUCCUCAAAGGGAACAUCCAGCUCACUCGGGGCCCGCCUGCCGACUGCAAGAACUUACCAGGGCCCGUCAGCGCCAUCACGGGAUUCAAAGCAAUCACAUCAACAUCAACCGCCUUUGUGAAAACGGGGGGCAGCUCUGGGGGCGACUCUGAUCAGGAUAGGCCGAGAGAUGCGGGGACUCACCAGGACUCCGGUGGGAAAAGGACGUUGUCUGCAGCUACGCUGAGGAGCGCCAAGAGAUUGCGGCUGGAUGGUGGGUCCCCAGAACCAGAGCCUGGGAGCAGCACCACGGAAGGAGUCCCCAGGACCCCCCGAAGGGGCCUCCCUCAGGCUGACGGCCCGGCGACGGAGGAGGAGCGAGGUGCUCUUCUCACGGUCAGCACCGCCUCCCAGGUGCCUCCAAACCCGAAGGAAACGGUAGAGUCCCACGACAAAGCCAUAGCGGACGCGCUGAAGAAGAUCGCGGAGUCCUCCUUUGACCUCCUGCCUGUCAUUCGGAGUCACGUGUAUGUGGGAAACAUCUCCAAAAAGCCCGUAAUGAGAGAUCAGGAGAAGGAGGUCGUGUAUGAGUUUAGCACAACCAAAAAGCAUCUAGCAGAGUGCUUGCUUCACUCCAUUCUCUCAGAACUGAAGAUCCAGAAGAUCUCUCUGGAACGCAGUUACAUCCAUGCGCUCUGCAGAGUGUACGUGGGAAUAUGCCGGCAGCUGGGGGACCUGGAGCGCGCCCGCCUGUUCUGCUACAGCCUGCUGAAGGAAGAUUUUCCAGAAUCCGAAAAAUUGACUUUGUUCAUUGCAAACAUGUGGCAUGAUAUAUUUAUUUCCCAGUCGGUGAUUAAUAAGGCAAUGCAACUGGUCGCCAGGCAGCGUGCUAAAGGAGAGGUUCGCAACUGUCUGAGAGCAUUUCUCAACUGGGAAAAGAAUGCUCCUGUGGAUGUGGGUUUCAUGGUUUCUAAGCUGCUUUUGACCAUACAGCUGUGUCCAAAAACAGAAUUUCAGUCCAGUGAAAAAUUUGGCGAAGACCUGAGUGAUAACACCUGGGAGUACAUAUUUGCCAUUGACCUGCUGUGCUGCCACCAGCGGUGGAUUUGGACGCAUGACAACAUCAUCAGUAAAGAGCUGUGGCCUGUAAUGGAUAAGUGGAUAAAAUACCGAAAAGGACACGCAAACAUCGCAUAUACUCCUGACAUUAUUAUAGCAUCGAUUCUGAGGCUGAUUGGUCGGUUAGGCCAGUUGGGCUUGAAGGAAGGGUUCCCAUCUGCUGUGAAGAAUAUCAGUUCGGUUAUCGGCAUGUUUAUCCAGCACGCCCAGGAUGAAGAUAUACCGUGGGGCAUACAGCUGGCGGCCGUGUACGCGCUGUGCGACCUGAGUCCCAGCAACCCGGCGGAGAUCUCGCGCAUCCUGGAAGCCUGGCGCAGGGAGACGUCCCACAGCGUGCCGUCGGCCGUGCUCAGCUGCCUGGAGGAGGUCAGCUCCCUGUGCGCCGAGGACGUGGGCUAGGCCGCGGGCCCUGCGCCUAGAGAAGUGCCUUCAGUGUCUCCAGCACGAACAGACGAGUCAGCCCUUAGAACCCGGACUGGGGUUUCAGAAAGAAAGUCGUAGAAGACCGAAAGCGCCCAGAUGCCCCCGUCGCCGUGGGGAGGACAUGGAAGCCAGCAGGGGCCGGGCCUUCCCCCAAACCGCGUACAUUUCACUUAAGGCUGUUGUGAUUCCAUGACAUGUGGGUUGUGUUAUUGUGUCUUGGUCAAACAACAAAAACUUGAACUUAGCCCUUUUUUGCUGCAGAAAGUGUCCUUUUAGUCGCUUUUUAAAAUUGAGUGGCAUUUUAUAAUGAAUUUAAUAUAAAAGCAUUGAUUUGGUUCCUGAGCUAAUUUUGGACGUUGCGCUGAAAUGAUUGACUAGGAAAGAAUGAAUGGCUAAGAAAGACCUAGAAGACUUCCACGGUGUGAGCCGGAAAGGGGCUACAGAACUGUUUCUCCAGUAGGCACAGCACGAGCCACAGGAAGCCCCGGGGGAGCCUUCGAGCCCCGCCGCGGGGCGUCUCCUUCCGGUCCCCGCAGUUCCGUAGAGCCGUGUCACUGCAUCAGGACCAGGAGCGCCCAGGAGCGGAAGGUCACGGGCAAGGUCGUGUCGCGUCGCUAUCUGAAGGAGUCGGAGGCGGGCGCGGCCAGGCCUCUGUGUGUGCCGUGUACAUGUGGACAGUGCUAUAAUGUGUUUCACAUUUGAUGAUAUUCCACUUUCGGAAUUGUAGUAUUUGUACAUAGAAAAUGGGUUUAAUAACUCACCGUGGUUCCGAUUUGUCUUAUACUCAUCAUUUCUUAAAACUCUUGUAUGUGUUUUUUAUAAUAAAAAAUAAAAAGUAA